AUGGUCCUCAAACUAACGCCUGACCGAAGAGUUAUGAUAAUAGCGGGCAGUCCUUCCUAUUGUAAGGCCUCCGAAGAUAAUAACCAUACAAACGGUCGCAUUAAUAAUAGCCAUGAGUUAGGAUUCUUCGCUAACUUUGCUUUCGGACCAACGGGAAUCCUUUAUGUGACAGAAGUGUCUGACAGUGGCGUCAAUAGAGUGCGAGCCCUCACACAAGAGGGGGAACUCAUUCAUUUCGCCGGCAAAAAGGCUAAUACGAGGCACUCGUGUCCGGUCGAGAUGUGCAAAGAUAUAAACGCCCAGAACUGCACCUGUGCCCUACCCAACCUGUCCGGACUCGUACAACAACCCAAUGAGUUCGAGAAUUGA
This is a messenger RNA of Oppiella nova, 369 nucleotides long. The record is from the annotation of a GenBank genome assembly. Lineage: Eukaryota; Metazoa; Arthropoda; Arachnida; Sarcoptiformes; Oppiidae.